AGAUGCAUUGAAUGUGAAGUUGUUGGCUUUCCCAUUAUAAAACGCAGGAAAGGCCAGUGCUUUCUCCAAAACCAGAAACAGCAUUCCAAUCCACAGCAAAAAGCAAGUUAGCUUAUCUGUUGAGAAUUACUUUGAAAUUAAAAGAAAAAUGAUAAGCACCAAGAAGCUGAUUCAAAUGGCAAGGAAGUGGCAGAAGAUGGCCACAGUGGGAAGAAAAAGAAUUGCGUUUCAGAGGACGAACAGCAAAUCUCGUUUAGCAAAUGCAAAUGGAUCAUCGGCUGCUCAGAAGGGUUGUUUCAUUGUCUACACAAUGGAUGAGAGGCGCUUUGCCAUCCCUCUCUCAUAUCUCAGCAACAACAUCGUAAGGGGGCUCUUCAGGGCAUCGGAAGAAGAGUUCGGUAUUCCAACUGAUGGUCCGAUCACACUUCCCAUCGAUGCUCUAUCCAUGGAGUACAUAAUUUCAUUAAUUAGCAGAGGCUUGGCUAAGGACCAAGAGAAUGCUCUGCUUAUGUCCUUGACCAGAGGAAGCUGCUCAUCAUCCUCAGCAUUCAAUCAAGCAUUAGAGAGCCAACAGAUUCUUGUUUGUAGCUGACAGAUGUAACAAUAUCAGUACUUUGUAGAUAUGAAAUUGGUUUUGCCACA
This is a messenger RNA of Eucalyptus grandis, 642 nucleotides long. Its product is annotated as auxin-responsive protein SAUR68. Gene Ontology annotation, biological process: response to auxin. Bases 149 to 592 code for a protein of 147 amino acids. Lineage: Eukaryota; Viridiplantae; Streptophyta; Magnoliopsida; Myrtales; Myrtaceae. The record is from RefSeq and is a predicted model, not a curated record. The transcript has a single exon.